Molecule: messenger RNA, 983 nt
Organism: Porites lobata
Lineage: Eukaryota; Metazoa; Cnidaria; Anthozoa; Scleractinia; Poritidae
Source: the annotation of a GenBank genome assembly
GCUUACAGGGCUUACGGGCUUACAGGGCUAACAGGGCUUACAGGGUUAACAGGGCUUACAGGACUUACAGGGCUUACAGGGCUUACAGGGCUUAUGGGCUUACAGGGUUAACAGGGCUAACAGGGCUUACAGGGUUAACAGGGCUAACAGGGCUUACAGGGUUAACAGGGCUUACAGGGCUUACAGGCUUACAGGGCUAACAGGGCUUACAGUGCUUACGGGCUUACAGGGCUAACAGGGCUUACGGGCUUACAGGGCUUACAGGCUUACAGGGCUUACGGGCUUACAGAGCUUACAGGGCUUACAGGCUUACAGGGCUUACGGGCUUACAGGGCUUACAGGCUUACAGGGCUAACAGGGCUUACAGGGUUAACAGGGCUUACAGGGCUUACGGGCUUACAGGGCUUACAGGGCUUACGGGCUAACAGGCCUUACAGGGCUUACGGGCUUACAGGGCUUACAGACUUACAGGGCUUACGGGCUUACAGGGCUUAUGGGCUUACAGGGCUUACAGGCUUACAGGGCUUACAGGGCUUACAGGGUUAACAGGGCUUACAGGGCUAACAGGGCUUACAGGGCUUACCGGCUUACAGGGCUUACAGGGCUUACGGGCUAACAGGCCUUACAGGGCUUACGGGCUUACAGGGCUUACAGACUUACAGGGCUUACGGGCUUACAGGGCUUAUGGGCUUACAGGGCUUACAGGCUUACAGGGCUUACAGGGCUUACAGGCUUACAGGGCUUACGGGCUUACAGGGCUUACAGGGUUAACAGGGCUUACAGGGCUAACAGGGCUUACAGGGCUUACAGGGUUAACAGGGCUUACAGGGCUUACAGGGUUAACAGGGCUUACAGGGCUUACGGGCUUACAGGGCUUACGGGCUUACAGGGCUAACAGGGCUUACAGGGCUUACAGGGCUUACAGGGCUUACGGGCUUACAGGGCUAACAGGGCUUACAGGGCUAACAGGGCUUACAGGGCUU